AUGAAUAUAAUUCUUGGAACUGCAAAGGGCCUAGCGUAUCUACAUGAAGGUCUCGAACCAAAGGUUGUUCAUCGAGACAUCAAGUCCAGCAACAUACUCCUUGACCGUCAAUGGCAUCCUAAGUUGUCUGAUUUUGGGCUUGUUAAACUUUUGAAUUCGGAGAACUCAUACGUGACUACUCGAGUGAUGGGUACUUUUGGAUAUGUUGCUCCUGAAUAUGCUUCCACGGGUAUGCUGAAUGAGAAGAGCGACAUAUAUAGCUUCGGAAUAUUGAUUAUGAAGAUAAUUACUGGAAGAUGUCCUGUUGAUUAUAGCCGGCCACAACCAGAGGUUAAUCUAGUUGAUUGGCUGAAGAUGAUGGUUGGGAACCGGAAAACAGAGGAGGUGAUAGAUCCUAAGUUACCUAAAAGGCUUUCUUCGAAAGCACUGAAACGUCUUAUUCUGGUAGCCCGUAGCCCUACGAUGUGUUGA
Molecule: messenger RNA, 471 nt
Organism: Striga hermonthica
Lineage: Eukaryota; Viridiplantae; Streptophyta; Magnoliopsida; Lamiales; Orobanchaceae
Source: the annotation of a GenBank genome assembly